Molecule: messenger RNA, 7354 nt
Organism: Hemicordylus capensis (graceful crag lizard)
Lineage: Eukaryota; Metazoa; Chordata; Lepidosauria; Squamata; Cordylidae
Gene: TBC1D9
Product: TBC1 domain family member 9
Exons: 21
Coding region: 1320-5093 (1257 amino acids)
Molecular function (GO): calcium ion binding
Source: RefSeq, a predicted model, not a curated record
GUAAGAAAGAUCAACAGUAGAGCGUUGCGCUGGUUGCUCCGGCAUUAACCCCGCCCAUCUUAGAACCUGGCGAGCCAGCAGUUUAGCAGGCGAUAGGGUUACGUGCGCGCGCGCGCCUGCCUAUAGCGCACGACUACGCGAGGGUGUCGGGGUGUGUGGGGAGGGGGGCACUAGCUAUGAUUUUUGUUACAGGAACAGCAAUAGCCACGCCACCCUUCACUGGGCAGGAAUGGACAAAAGGCUGUCUGUAGUUGCUGGGAGAGCUGGCGGUUUCGAUUGGUUUUCUUUGUGCGUGCUCCGAGCGAGUUGCAGAUAGGCGUUCUGCCGACGCUGGCCAGACCUUGGUGCUGGGGGGGCGCGCCUACGUGUGAAGGAUUUUAUAGCGAUCUUGAAUAUGGGAACAUUUUGCUCCCUGGGCAAGCUGUAGACAUGUGCGCGCACGCGCGCGAGCUGCGAUGUUUGAGAUCGGCAAGGCUUAUUCGUUUACAUGUGUUUUACACUGUGCGAGGAGAAGACAUAGUAGGGCAGGUAGGGGCAUGAUUUUGAAAGAUCCUUAGUGCUCUGGCUUGCUCUUGGCAGCAGGCAGCAGCACCACUCCAGAGGGUGUGCGUUGCCCUAAUUAGUUCUGCUGCGCUUGGCAAGCGCGCCGUUUCCAAAGGAUCAGUGCAGUUCGGAAGCUAGGUGGAUCUUGCACAUAACCGGCUCUGCCGAUCGCGUCCCGUUUGUCUGUGUGACCUUUGAGUACGGGCUUCGUAGGAUAUAUUGCGAGGAAGCAGGGGAAGAAAUAUAGGAGAGACGGGCUUCCACCCCUAUAAGAGAUCGAAGUGGUCCUUCCGGGCUCUGAAUUAGGAAAGUAGCGCUUAACCUUGGAUUUUCGGGUGGGGGCGCGUCGUUCUCUAAUCGGCUCCUUCCUGGAGCUUGGAUGCAGUACGGCGGCUGGAAGACGGCGCUGCCGGUGGCGAGGCUGGGCGGGCCCAGCCGCCGAUGGUGCUGCUGAUGCUGCUCUCUGAGGUCACGGCUCAGCUCAUCUCCGCAUCUCUCACCGAUCGUGCCUUCGCGUUUGGCUGCUUUUCUAGACUUGAGCCAGCAUUCUUUCAUUGCCGUCAGGCUGGAAAGUCCUGGUGAUGCUGCUGCUCCUCUUUCUUCCCCUUUCCCCCUCCAAUGUUUCUAGCUCUGGCCGAGGCAUUGGCGGCUUUUACGUUGCCUGGGCAAGGCGUUUAGCAGGCAUCGGAUCUUGGGAGCAUCCUCUACGCUCUGCAUGAUUUAACAUAAACCUCCGAAGGCAACACCGUGAGGCUGCCUUUGUCUAGACCGGGAGCAUGUGGGUGAACCCGGAGGAGGUGCUGCUGGCGAACGCCCUGUGGAUCACGGAGAGGGCCAAUCCUUACUUCAUCCUGCAGAGACGAAAGGGGCAUGGAGGAGACGGAGGCAGCGGAGGUCUUGCUGGUCUCCUUGUGGGUACUCUUGAUGUUGUUCUAGACUCAAGUGCAAGGGUAGCACCAUAUCGAAUCCUAUACCAAGCUCCAGACUCCAUGAUAUACUGGACUAUUGCCUGUGGUUGUUCAAGGAAAGAAAUAACUGAGCACUGGGAAUGGCUUGAACAGAAUUUGCUACAAACUCUUUCAAUCUUUGAAAAUGAGAAUGACAUAAACACAUUUGUCAGAGGAAAAAUACAGGGUAUCAUCGCAGAAUAUAACAAAAUCAAUGGUAUCAGAGAGGAUGACGACACUGAAAAAUUUAAGGAAGCAAUAGUGAAGUUCCACAAGCUGUUUGGGUUGCCAGAGGAAGAAAAACUGGUGAAUUACUACUCUUGCAGCUAUUGGAAAGGGAAGGUUCCACGUCAGGGCUGGAUGUAUCUCAGCAUUAACCACCUUUGUUUUUAUUCAUUUCUCAUGGGGCGGGAAGCCAAGCUCCUGAUCCGAUGGGUUGACAUCACCCAGCUUGAGAAGAAUGCUACUCUGCUCUUACCUGAUGUGAUCAAAGUUAGCACAAGGUCGAGUCAGCAUUUCUUUUCAGUUUUCCUCAAUAUCAACGAAACAUUUAAACUAAUGGAACAACUUGCCAACAUAGCCAUGAGGCAGCUCUUAGACAAUGAAGGAUUUGAGCAAGACAGAUCACUACCCAGGCUUAAGAAGAAGUCUCCUAAAAAAGUAUCUGCACUAAAACGGGAUCUUGAUGCCAGAGCAAAAAGUGAACGGUAUCGGGCUUUGUUCCGGCUCCCUAAGGAUGAAAAACUCGAUGGACAUACUGAUUGCACCUUGUGGACUCCAUUUAACAAAAUGCACAUCUUGGGUCAGAUGUUUGUGUCUACAAAUUACAUCUGUUUCACUAGCAAAGAAGAAAAUCUGUGCAGCCUCAUUAUCCCUCUUCGAGAGGUCACUAUUGUAGAAAAGGCAGACAGCUCUAGUGUAUUACCCAGUCCAUUAUCCAUCAGCACUAAAAACCGAAUGACAUUUCUGUUUGCCAAUUUAAAAGACAGAGAUUUCCUUGUGCAGAGAAUUUCUGACUUCCUCCAGCAAACUACUUCCAAAAUGUAUUUUGACAAAGAGAUUUCUGGAAGUUACAACAGCUCAGAUGAUGAGGUAUAUUCAAGGGCAAGCAGUAUCAUUUCAUCAAGCCCUCAAAGAAGCCUUAGUUCUGAAGCAGAUGGAGAACGGCAGUUCAACCUGAAUGGUAACAGCAUCCCAACUGUAACACAGGCACUAAUGACCAUGUAUCGGCGGCGUUCACCUGAGGAAUUCAACCCUAAAUUAGCAAAAGAGUUUUUGAAAGAACAGGCUUGGAAGAUCCAUUUUGCUGAAUAUGGCCAAGGUAUCUGUAUGUACCGUACAGAGAAAACAAGAGACCUUGUGCUAAAAGGUAUUCCUGAAAGCAUGAGAGGGGAACUCUGGCUGCUCCUGUCAGGAGCUAUUAAUGAAAUGGCCACCCAUGCUGGCUAUUAUGAAGACUUGGUGGAGAAAUCCAUGGGGAAAUAUAACCUUGCUACAGAAGAGAUUGAGAGGGAUUUACACCGUUCUCUCCCAGAGCAUCCUGCAUUCCAGAAUGAGAUGGGUAUUGCUGCCCUGAGGAGAGUACUAACUGCUUAUGCAUUUAGAAACCCCAACAUUGGAUACUGUCAGGCCAUGAAUAUUGUGACGUCAGUGCUGCUUUUAUAUGCAAAGGAAGAGGAAGCCUUCUGGCUGCUGGUGGCUUUGUGUGAGCGUAUGCUGCCAGAUUACUACAACACAAGAGUUGUUGGUGCUUUGGUGGAUCAGGGAGUGUUUGAAGAGUUGGCUCGGGAUUACAUUCCACAACUCUAUGACUGUAUGCAGGACUUGGGGGUUAUCUCCACUAUCUCUCUUUCCUGGUUCCUCACGCUGUUCCUCAGUGUAAUGCCCUUUGAAAGUGCGGUCGUUGUUGUGGACUGUUUCUUCUAUGAAGGCAUCAAGGUGAUAUUCCAGUUGGCCUUGGCUGUGCUAGAUGCAAAUGUGGACAAGCUGCUGAAUUGUAAAGACGAUGGUGAAGCUAUGACAGUGCUUGGAAAGUAUUUGGAUAGUGUGACAAAUAAGGACAGCACUUUGCCACCAAUUCCUCACCUUCACUCACUACUCAGUGAUGAUCUAGGGCCUUACUCUGAAGUGGAUAUAUUCAGACUCAUCAGAACUUCUUAUGAGAAAUUUGGAAGCAUACGAGCAGAUUUGAUUGAACAAAUGAGAUUUAAACAGAGAUUGAAGGUAAUCCAAACCCUUGAAGACACUACUAAACGCAACGUGGUACGUACAAUAGUGACUGAGACCUCUUUUACGAUAGAUGAGCUGGAGGAACUCUAUGCCCUUUUCAAGGCAGAGCAUCUCACUAGCUGCUAUUGGGGAGGCACCAGCAAUGCCAUUGACCGCCAUGACCCGAGCUUACCUUAUUUAGAACAGUACCGUAUUGACUUUGAGCAGUUCAAGGGGAUGUUUGCUCUCCUCUUUCCCUGGGCCUGUGGGACUCACUCCGAUGUUCUGGCUGCACGCUUAUUCAGAUUGCUGGAUGAAAAUGGAGAUUCAUUAAUCAACUUUCGGGAAUUUGUCUCUGGACUAAGUGCAGCAUGCCAUGGAGAUCUCACUGAGAAACUGAAAUUGCUGUAUAAAAUGCAUGUUUUGCCUGACCCGUCAUCUGACCAAGAAGAGCCAGAUUCUGCUUUUGAAGCAACUCAAUAUUUCUUUGAAGACAUCACACCAGAGUGUACACACGUUGUCGGAGUGGACAGCAGGAACAAACAAGGAGCAGAUGAGGGCUUUGUUAAUGUGAGCGUGAAAAGUGAAAAAGGUAAGAAGAAUUCUCAAGAAAAUAGAAAUUACCUUAGACUGUGGAGCCAAGAAAACAAAUCCAAAGCAAAGAAUGCAAAGGAUUUGCCCAAGCUCAAUCAGGGGCAGUUUAUUGAAUUGUGCAAGACAAUGUAUAAUAUGUUCAGUGAAGACCCCAAUGAGCAGGAUCUGUACCAUGCUACUGCUGCUGUGACAAGUUUGCUGCUGGAGAUCGGUGAGGUUGGUAAGUUAUUUAGCAUCCAGCCUAUAAAAGAGGCUGAGCAUAGCAGUAAAGUCAUUCAGAAUGCCCUUCUUCAGAAGAAGGGGAGCCAGCAGUAUCACCUUGAACCACGUGAUGCUUUCCAAGAUGGCUUCCUUGGUGACCAUGAAGAGAAUAUCUGUGAUGGUACACAGAUGGAGGACAUUAAAUUGGAAGAUUCUUCUCCUCGGGAUAAUGGAGCUGGUUCUGCCAUGCUUAUCUCUGAUGAUGAUACUAAAGAUGACAGCUCCAUGUCUUCCUAUUCUGUCCUAAGUGCAGGCUCUCACGAAGAGGAAAAGCUACACUGCGAAGACAUAGGAGAGGACACCGUUUUGGUGCGAAGCAGCAACCCCACUUCUCUGCCUAGGAGCACAAGCAUUGAUAGAGACUGGGCCAUCACCUUUGAGCAGUUUUUGGCUUCCCUCUUGACUGAACCAGCCCUCGUGCGGUAUUUUGACAAGCCAGUAUGCAUGAUGGCAAGGAUUACUAAUGCUAAGAAUGUGCGGAUGAUGGGCAAACCCAUCACAUCAGCAAGUGACUAUGAAAUCUCUGCUAUAUCUGGCUAAGUGGGCUAGAUAGGGAGGGUUUUUUAAAAAAAUCUUUUAGGUUUUUAUGACAUAUUUAUUACUGCCUGGCACAGGUCCUGGUGUUUUCAAAACAUAGUAGUUCUAGCUAAUGUGAACAUGUCAGGGUCUAAAUCUAUACUUAUCUUGAAUUAUAGUCAUUUUUUUCUCUGUGGGAAACUACCAAAAUGCUUGUCGAAUCCAACAUAUGAGGGGUUGGAAUCCUUGUCAGUGGUGUGUGUAUUAUUAGCCUUGCUAUCCAUGGAUAAUGGUGACAAUUUAGUUUAGUUCUAACUCUAAAAGCAUUUGUGUAUGUUUUGAAAACAGGCCUGAAAUCUUGAGACUAAGUGGGGCGGAAGGGCAGAACUCAAAACGCUACAAGCAUGUAUGCUGCAGUGUGUGCAUGGAGCUCCUUCAAAUAUAGUCUUCUCAGAGAUGUGCACGGAACCAGCGACUGCCAGUUCAAGGGGGGUAGCUUUAAGGACUGAGGAGGGUGCUCUUCCCCACCCCAGCCGUGCUUCCCCCGCUUGUGCUGUGUGAAAAAUCAGUCCCGCGGGGCGGCAGCAUACCUCCUUGCCACCCCAGUGUCACAGACCAGAAGUCCGGCCACUUCCAGUCCACAAUGCUCCGGGGCAGCAAGGAGGUACGCUGCUGCCCUGUGGGACCUAUUUUGCAUGUAGCGCCAACAGGGGAAAUGCUGCAGAGGGUAAGCGCACCCUUCCCAGUCCUUAAAGCUAUCUCCCCUCCACCUUUGAGCUUGCAGAACCGCCGGACCUUUGAACCAGUUUGGAGGUCUGUAAAAGGGCCUUUGAACUGGUUCCAUGCACAUCCCUAUUCUCAGUUUACCAGAAGAGGUGGAUAGCGGCAGUCAAAUAAAAUAAUACUUUUGGUUCACAAAGGGCUGUUCCCUUCCUUGAACUGAAUGGGGAAGUCAAAGCUGCUCUAGGCAGAGCGCACCGGAGUACACUGGGGCCCCUGUAAGUGAUUGCCAGCUUGAAGACGAAGGGUUGAGGGAAAGGGAUGCUGUCAACUUGUUUAGGAUUCAAAAGUAGGUUUUGUGCAGCAUCACUGGUGAAGGUCUCUUUGUAUUAUUUUUUAAAAGAGAGGCUAACAAUUCCUAAUACUUUUUAAAUUGCAUUGUUCAGGUAUACUGCCAGAGACCUGCCUUGACAAUUGUCAACAUCCUGACCUAAACAAUUCAUAGCAACCCUUUUUAAAGAGAGAGGGUUUUUUUAAAAAAGAAAAAAAUGCUAUAGGUAAUUCAGUGUUAUGAACAUUUUAAGCAUUACCAUGAAUCUAGUGUAUUGUAGAUUAAGAAUUCAUAGCUGAAUUGCAUAAAUCUUCAUUUAAACAAUAUUAGCAGGAAUGUAAUCUGGGGGGAGGGGCUGCAAGAAAAUGUAACUGAAUGUCUGAAAGUCUUAAUGAAUGAAAACACUGUCACUUUAUUCGAUGUACAAUGUAAUAAUUUACUGAAUGAUAUGUUGAAUGACAAAUGGAGCACCCGCACUUUGAACCCUUGCUUCUUUUUCAGAAUCUUUCAAGAGGUAUGAUCCAGUCCCAAUCUGGAGACACUAUCAAUGAACUGGGGAUUCCUACAAGCACAGUAUUGUCCUGCUUUCCCCACAGGCAGGCAGGCAGGGUAGAAGUGAAAAAACGAUUCUAUGAACUCAACAGAAUCCUUUCCCCCCCCCACUUCCUGUAUGUUUGCUAGUGGAGGAGGAAGAAUGGGCUCUACUGAUCUUAUGGGAAACCUCUACAUAUGGGUACUGUCAUUGAGGGGUCUGGAUCAUAUCCAGUAUUUUCAAAAUGUGUUCACUGAUUUUUAAUUCAGAUGACGAGCUCAUCAGUCUUACAUGCUUGAACUUUAUUUGUUGCCUUCAAAGAUGUAUUUCCAUUUGUUUUUUAUAUACUUGUAUAUUACUUUCAUGAACUUUUUCCAAUUUUUUAAGCAAAACUAUUUUAAUUGUUUAAACUGUCAGUUCUGUUCAGAGUUUAAUUCUUAUUUAAACUGUGAUUUUAACCACAGUAGGGUAAAUGUGAACAAAGCUUUUUUUAAAGUACAUUAAAUUACUAUCAGAUACAAAAUUAUGGCCAUCUUUCAUGGUAUAACUUUAGUAUGACUGUCUACAGGACACACAUUCUCGGUUUUUUAAUUUUUUUAAGUCACACUUGCCAGUGAAAAAACUAUUUCUGCAACUGAAUUUUAAAACUUAUCACAGAAUGAGGUAUCUUUGUGGAAUUGAGAAUAAACCACAGCUAUAGAA